GUUCUGCUGCUGCUUAUCCGGGGAUGUCACACCACCGCUGCUAUUUUCUCCCCUCAGUCCCUCUCACUCUCUCAGCCUGCAGCGGGCUGACACUGGCAGGCUUUGGAUACCGAACAACCGAACGACAGGAGGCCGCGUUAACAUCCACAGAGAAACAAACAUGGCAGAGCUCGGAGCGGGAAGCCUGCCGUUAGGAGAUCCUGCGUUUAACUACCAGGAGCACGAGCUGAGCGAGCGGCUGAAGCGUCUCUACCCGGCUGUGAACGAGGAAGAGACUCCGCUACCCCGAUCCUGGAGCCCCAAGGAUAAGUACAGCUACAUCGGGCUGUCACAGAACAACCUGCGGGUCCACUAUAAAGGCCACGGUAAGAACCACAAGGACGCAGCAUCGGUGCGAGCCACGCACCCGAUCCCGGCCGCCUGUGGGAUCUACUACUUUGAAGUAAAGAUCGUCAGCAAAGGUCGAGAUGGGUACAUGGGCAUCGGCCUGUCGGCACAGGGAGUCAACAUGAACAGACUGCCCGGGUGGGACAAACACUCGUACGGUUACCAUGGAGACGACGGCCACUCCUUCUGCUCCUCUGGGACCGGCCAACCGUACGGCCCGACGUUCACCACGGGGGACGUGAUUGGCUGCUGCGUUAACCUCAUCAAUAACACCUGCUUCUACACCAAAAACGGCAUCAGCUUAGGUGUUGCCUUCACAGACCUCCCUCCCAACUUGUACCCCACAGUGGGGCUUCAAACUCCGGGCGAGAUCGUAGACGCUAACUUUGGCCAGCAGCCGUUUGUCUUCGACAUCGAGGACUACAUGAGCGAAUGGCGGGCCAAGAUCCACGGCAUGAUCGCCCGCUUCCCCAUCGGAGAGAGGCUGGGAGAGUGGCAGGCCGUCCUGCAGAAUAUGGUGUCCAGCUACCUGGUGCAUCAUGGGUACUGUGCCACCGCAACAGCCUUCGCCAGAGCCACAGAGACGAUGAUACAAGAGGACCAGACAUCAAUAAAGAACAGACAGAGAAUACAGAAGCUGGUGCUGGCAGGACGGGUUGGAGAAGCCAUAGAAGCUACUCAGCAGCUUUAUCCCGGCCUGUUAGAACACAACCCAAACCUACUAUUCAUGUUGAAGUGUCGUCAGUUCGUGGAGAUGGUGAACGGUACAGACAGCGAAGUUUGCUGCUUGACCAUUCGCUCGCCCAAGUCCCAGGACAGUUACCCCGGUUCACCCAGCCUCAGCCCCCGCCACGGAGCCAGCAACACACACCUGCACACCGGAGGAGCAGACAGUCCGACCUGCAGUAACGGGGUCACUCCCACCAACAAGUCAAAGAGCCACAGCGGCGCUGGCAGCAGCAGCGUCAAAUACCCCAGCGUGUCCUCCUCCGCCUCCUCCUCCACCUCCUCCUCCCCUUCCUCUGUCAACUACUCCGAGUCCAACUCCUCCGAUUCCACUAAGAGCCAGCCGCACAGCGCCAACAGCACCCAGGAAACCAGUGACAGUGAGAUGGAGAUUGAAGCAGAGCACUACACUAACGGGGUUGUUGAGGGCUCCUCAGCGCGGAUCAUGAAUGGGACGUACAAACACGAAGAAAUCCUUCAGCCUGACGACAACAGCAUCGGCAACGGAGUAACAGAUGAGGGCUGUAAUAACAACAGACAGCUGUGUGGAGGGAACCAGGCGGCCACCGAGAGGAUGAUCCAGUUCGGGCGGGAGCUGCAGGCGCUCAACGAACAGCUGUGUCGCGAGUACGGCAAGAACGCCACGCAUAAGAAGAUGCUGCAGGAUGCGUUCAGCCUCUUGGCGUACUCCGACCCGUGGAACUGCCCCGUCGGUCAGCAGUUAGACCCGACACAGAGAGAAUCGCUCUGCUCCGCUCUCAACAGCGCCAUCCUGGAGUCACAGAAUCUGCCCAAGCAGCCUCCGCUGAUGUUGGCGCUUGGCCAGGCCACAGAGUGUGUUCAGCUCAUGGCCCGGGUCCGGUCCGGUUCCUGCUCCUUCGCCAGAGUAGACAACUUCCUGCACUAGCCCAGGUCCAGGUGAGUCCAGGUGAGCGACGAGCAGCACUGAGAGGAGGCGUGUCCAGCAGGUGGCUGUCAUGGCGACGGAGGAGGAGGAGGGGAAGAGCAUGCGUGUGAUUGGUUGGUGUGUUUGGCCCGUCCCGUCAGACCGAGCCAGCGGCACAGACGAAGAGGAGGCGAGGAGAGAAGGAGGCGAGGAGAGAAGGAGGCGAGGAGAGAAGGAGGCUUUCCUUUUUAAUUUUUAGUAUUAUCAAAUAAAGAAACGUGUGACACUAUUUAAAGAUAAUUAAUUAUUAUUCUGUUUAUCUAGACUUUUUUAUAGUUUUAUUUUAUUCAGUUUGUCGUGCUCAUCCCGGACAAAACCGAUUGGAACACCCUCACCUCACCUCUUUGUUUCUUUCUUCUGUUUUAACGGGUCCCUGCCGUCAGUAUUGUUGCUGUUGCUGUUGUUGCUGUUGUUCGUCAUAUCACCGCAACCACGACACCCACAUCCUGUUACCACGGUGACCGCCUCAGCUUCAGCGAGGUGCAUUGACCGUUAGCCAGCUAGCCCUCUUUUAGCUAAUGGGUAACAUACCAGCUAGUAGCCGGCUAGGCUAGGCUAGGCUAGGCUAGGCUAAGGUUAGACACACAACACACUGGCUUUCUCCUUGCUAACUAGCUAGCUAGCUGUUGGCUUUCAUCACUUGGCAGGCUCCAUAAAACACCUAUUAGCUAACAGGUAACAUACUAGCUACUAGCUAGUAGUUAGCCUACUAGCUGCUGCUAACCGCUGCUCAUAAACGCACCGCACAGUAACACACAACACUGGCUUUCUCCUUGCUAACUAACUAGCUAGCUAGCUAUUGGCUAAGCUAAUCUUUGUUUUCGUUUACUCACUUGGCUCCAAAGAUUUAGCCCGCUAACAUCUAUUAGCUAAUAGGUAACAUACUAGCUAGUAGUUAAGUUACUAGCUGCUGCUAACUGCUGCUCAUAAACACACCGCACAGUAACUACUGUUCUCUACAUGUAGCUUAACGAGGCUACAUAUGUUACCUACCUACCGAGUGAGCCUAGCUAGCUUGCUAACUAGCUAGGCUGGCUAACAGCUAAAGUUUCAGACUCGGAGCCGCUCAGCGUGACAAACGCCUCCGAUUGUGCAGCAGGUCAUUUAAAAACUCAAAACGUAGUGCGGUGUGUCACGUUUCAUGGAUAAAAUACUUUGAACCAAAGAAAAAAAAACAUGAUUAAAGGACCUCUGUAGUGACGGACCCCGCCAGUAACGAGGCGGAGAGGAUUCAAUUGGAACGUUAGAGGUGUUGGGACCUUCAUUUCACUGUAACGACCUCAGCAUCGACCAAUCAGUGAUGUUGUUGCAGGUGGCAGAGCUCAGCUGCAGCUCAUAGCACCGACUUCUCAGGACCCGACUGAACACUAUUAUCACGGCCGCCUCCAAAAACCUGUAACGAGCACGAGUCGAGCCACCGCCCCCCGAGGAGUUUGUUCAAACCGACCACAGCCCGAGCUUCUGUUAGAAAUUCAAACGAAGAGGAGAAAUCAUUUUCCAAGCAGGUUUUCCUUUUUUAAUUCCAGCACGCUCUUCGUGAUAAUUAAAUCUGUUUGGGGGGCAUUUGAUUCAAAAACCACUUAACGGUUGUGAAAACUAGUUUUAUGUGUGUCGGGGAAAAAGGCUUUUUAUUUUCCAUUCACACCCCUGCAUUUCUCUGACACCCACACACCUGACUUCACUGUGUCAUACCUAUUAUUAGACCAGAGUCCAGCUUAUUCCAUAUAUUUAUUAUUUAUCCCCAGAAGUUUGUCCUUUUACGUUAAGGAAGGAAGGUUUAGUUACAGCAAAGUUUUUGAGACCUCUCCUGAUUGAGGAUUAAUAAAUAAGACGUACGAAUGAAUGGAGUAAAAUAUAUAUUUUAACCAAUAAAGUCAAAUUAUUGAAUUUAAGUUUUUAUUUUAAGACAGAAGUUUUUCACCUUCUCCAAAUAUUUAGCAUCCAGCUAGCCCUUAUUAGCUAGUUAGUAACUUAGUAGCUACUUGCUAGUUAGCUGCUGCUGCUCAUGAACACACAGCACGGCUACAAAAGUUACCUAGCUAGCUAGCUAAUGUUAAUUAUGUGUUUGUUAGCUGUCUGAUAGCUAGUUAGCCAGCUAGCUAGCUAUCCAUCAACUGCUAUCUACCUAGCUUGCUAGCUAACUAACCUUUCCUUAAAAAAAAAGACAAACUUUUUUUUUUAACCACUGCCAGCUAAGCUAAGCUAACUAGCGAGCUAACCAUUAACUGCCAGCUAGCUAGCUAACUAGCUACCCGCCAACUGCUAUCUACCUAGCUUGCUAGUUAACUAGCUAUCAUUAGUUGAUAAUUCAGAUUUAUUCAGAUUUAUUUUUCCAAUUCUGGAAAUUUUCCUAAAAAAAAAAAAGAAGACAAACUUUUUUUGCCACUGCCAGCUAAGCUAAGCUAACUAGCGAGCUAACCGUUAACUGCCGGCUAGCCAGCUAGCUAAUGUUAGUCAGUCUGUUAGCUGUCUGAGUGUUUGUCUUUCUCUGAGGACAAACAGUCUUUCUUUUUGCCGGCUAGCAAGCUAGCUAACUAGCUACCCACCAACUGCUAUCUACCUAGCUUGCUAGCUAACUAGCUAUCAUUAGCCGAUAAUUCAGAUUUCAGAUUUAUUUUUCCAAUUCUGGAAAAAAAAAACGACUAAGCUAAGCUAACUAGCGAGCUAACCGCUAACUGCCAUUCACAGGCCUGAGCUUCGUUUAAAUUCAGUUUAUUGGAUCUUUUUAGAUAUUUCGCUCUGAAUGUUUCUUUGUUUUCACUCGGGGCUGAAUGUUGUCUGACUGUUGGGCUGCUCUGUUGUGACCCGGUUUAAACGGCUUGUGGAUCCACCCUGACGUGUAUAUUUCCAUUUUAAUAAGAGCAUUUUACAUAGAGACGUAUGGAAUAAUAAUAACACAGGAGAUGUGACGUUGGGGGGGUUUCCUGCAGGGUCAAACUUCUUACCACGCUGGUUUUUAUAAAGACCUUCUGCUCUAAUAGGAACUAUUGUAAUACUCCACAUCUGCUUCGCAGCUGUAAAGGACUUCUGUUACACACUUAUACCUGAAAGAACAACCUGCUGCACCUGUAGGGAUCGAGUCUCCCAGCUGUCCUUUGUGUUCGAGCCUGGGCUGCGUCUCAGCACUGUUACCACGCAUCCUUCCUCUUACCCCGGCGUAGACCUGAUAGGCGCUGACGUGAUCAGUGAUUGUUUUGUUUU
This is a messenger RNA of Larimichthys crocea (large yellow croaker), 5260 nucleotides long. It is a transcript of the gene ranbp10, whose product is annotated as RAN binding protein 10. The transcript has 15 exons. Gene Ontology annotation, molecular function: protein binding. NCBI's taxonomy places the organism in Eukaryota, Metazoa, Chordata, Actinopteri, Sciaenidae. The record is from RefSeq and is a predicted model, not a curated record. Bases 161 to 2020 code for a protein of 619 amino acids.